AUUUUCGGAUGAAGAAAAUUUUACAAAAGACACUUGCAAUUUUACAUUAUUCGUUAUGAGUCUCAGGUCCCUUUUUAAUCUACUAAUUAGUAACAUUGAUGAGACUAUAGACCAUAAUAUCGACUGCUGGUACAACUUAAACAACCAUACGAUGAUUGUGUGACCUUAAAUGUUUUAGAAAUAUAAUAACCAUGACAACUAAGAAGUCAAAGACUUGCUCUGUACAUACAGAUAUAGGGAAGAUACCAGUCAUUACACAGACAAACAGAACUUACAUAAAAGAUAAAGCCAAAUUAGAGAAUGAAUUGGGAAAAGGAAAUCCUAAUUGGUUUGUGGAAGCAUCUCGUCAUCCAAAAGAGAAAGAUUCAUCAGUGACACCUAUAUCACUAAAGUGUAUGCAAGAUUCCUACAAUGAAGACAGCCCUGUUUAUAUUUCUUCACAUCUUUUAGAAUCUCAGUUCUCUGCUACCAGUCCAUUAACAGGUUGGAUGCCCCCUUCACUGGGAAUAAGCCCUGUAAAUGGUACAGCCCAGCAGUAUGUAGGCUCUCAGUAUGAUUUAGUAAAGAGUCUAGGUGUGAAUGAUUCAACUCUCAGCUGGACUAGUUCAUUAGCUACACCUAAUCAUGCUGACUUGGAGGACAGAGAUAGCCAGACUCAAGCUCAAGCCAAAAGGAAGGGAUUUUCUCGCAUGUUAUUUUCUCCUGGAAACAAUAUGACAAGUGAAACCAUGGAAGUAUGUACUCUAAAGGAAUCUCCAGUAACUAAAGUCAACUCCAAAUUAUUACAGGAAAACAAUGAGCCAAAUCAUUCUACUGAAAUCAAAGUUAAUUCAUACAUUAGUAGUCAAGAAAAAAACAGAGGAAAGAUAGAUACACCUGACUUAACUGAUGCUUUGUCUGACUUCUUUGAUCCUCCAUCUAAAGCUGCAGGUAGAAGGAGGAGUGCUCCAUCUUCUAGGAGGAAUUCAUUUAAAACUAAACCUCCAAGCUGUUUAAGUUCAAUAUCUUUUACUCAGGGUGAUUCAGACAAGAAUAAUAUCAUUGAAGAUCUUUUUAGCAGUAAAGAUCAACAUUUGAAUAAAUGUCAAAAUGAAUGUCCAUCAAAACCCAGUGUAGAAACUGAUGAAAAGUGCAAUCAAAUUACUGAGAAAUUUGAUCACUGUGAAAGUGUCAAACAAGAAAGUACUGAUUUAGGAAAACUCGACCUUUCGUAUUCAGAAUCAUCCCGUUUAAGUGAAAUGUCUGUAGAAAAUGCAAAUAAGAUAACAAUGGAGAAUGAAGAGGAAUGUUUACAUGAAAAUACACAAAAUUUAAUUGAAAAUGAAGAAUUUAGUCAGGCAGAUCUGUUUUGCUCUACACCAUAUGAUGUCAAUAGGACUUAUAAGUCAAUUCUAUCAACUGCAAAAAAGAAAACACCUGCAUCCAAAAAACGUGUCAGGUUUGAUAAAGAUUUGGAUGAAAAUUUUAUAAUCAGUAAUGAAUUAGACAUUAAUACAAGUUCUGCAAUUGGAAAUUCUGGAAAGAAAAUUAGAAAGACUAUUGAUAAUCUGUCAGAUGAUGUCACUAUUGAAAUGGAAACUGAUAAUUCUAAAACAGACAAUAAUGGUAAGGGAUGUGAUAAAGAAACUGAUGAUUUGUUUUCCCAAGUUUCUCCAUCAGCAUUGCAGGAAAUGUGUUCAGUUUCAUCAGAUAAAUUGGAAGAAUCCCCUUGUACAGGAAAGCCUUCUGCAUCUAUUGACAAUCUUACCAAAUCUGACACAAAUAAUCAGACAGCAUCUAUACCAGUAUCUCCUGUUACACAAAUAAAUAAGAUUGUUCCUGUCUUAGAGAUUACAAUACAGCCUAGUAAAGAUGUUUCAGAAACUGAGAAUUUGAGUUGUGCAACAACCUCUCCUGAAAAAACUGUAUCUGUUGAAACUAGUUCUCAUAUUAAGACUGAUAGUUUAUUAAGGAAACCUGGUAAAAUAAAAAGAUUUUUCUAUCCAACCAAUUCUCAAAUCAACACUUCAUGUCCAAAGUCUGUUUACGGUUUCAAACAACAACCAAAGGAGACAGCUGACAAUAACAUAAAAGAUAAAGGUCAGGAUGCUACAAUUAAAUCAUCAGUAAAUACUAAAAUUGCCAGUGGGACAGAGAGGACACCAACAACCCACAUAGAAAUGGUGAAGACUAGUCCAGCAACAAACACCACAACUUUGGCAUCUGGGAAUACAGAUUCAAGAAGCAGAUCCUUAGGUUCAGGUUUUAAAAGAUACAGUGAUUUGGUUGAAGUACCAGCAAAAUCCAGUGCAGAGAAAAUAAACAAAUCAACUUCAGACAUGUACACAAGGGUUUCAAGGACAACUAAGGAUAUGUCUAGUACACCAACAUCUACCAAGAGAGAUUCCACAGAAAUCAAACGUAAAAGACUUUGUCUCAAUCACCAGGAUUCUAAUGAAAAUUGUUCAUCCAAAAAAACUACCAAAGAAUUAUCCUCCCCAAAGUUUCCCUACGAAAAAACUGUCAAAGAAUUAACCUCCCCAAAGUUACUCAUUGAAAAAACUACAAGUCCAAUUAGGUCAACUUCAGCAAGUGACAUCCCUAAUCCUGAAAGUGACAUGUUUGACGAUGAUCUGCCUGAUGAUUCAUUUGCUAAGGAAAUAAGUAUGGAUGGUACAUUGGAAAAACUCUCUGGUAACUCAGAUUAUAAAGGGACUGUGUUUGGUACGUCUGAAAGUCUAUCUGCCAAUUUAAACAAAUCAGGAAAGUCUGAAAAUUUGGAAAAGGUACUUGAAGAAGGUAUGCUAAAAAUUACACCAAAUGCUUUGAAGAAUAAUUUCAUGGAACAGUACAAACAAAAUGUAGAAAUAGUCAGAUCAGAUGCAUAUAACAUGAGUGAAAAACAAUCAGUAAAUGUUAUGGGUGAAAUGUUUCAAGGGUUUCACACUGCAGCAGGAGGGAAAAUUAACAUUACAGAGAGCAAGUUAUCUGAAGCUGAGAAACUCAUGGUAGUAGAUAGCUCCGAUUUAAUGGCUGAAUUCACUGAUGAUUUCAUAGUAGAUCGUAAGUUAGAAGUUAAAAAAAGAACAGAAUUUGAAAAAGUGAAACUUCAUGAAGACACAAUGUUGAUGAAAAGAGAGGCUUCUCUGGCAUCUGGUAUUGAAACUAAAGUACUUGAUGUGAAAAUAGAGCAUGUAUGCAUUAAUGUCAACAAAAAGUCAGAUCUCAAUAAAAAAAGUGAAAUUAUAUUCAGAGGUGAUAGAAAUCUUGAAAAGAAACUUAAUUCUUCUCAUGCAGUAGAUGGUAAUAACAGUGUUUUAGGGGAACAUUUACAGCCUUUAAAUAAACAAUUUACUGAAAGUUCAGAAAAGAAUGUCAACAAGGGCAAGACACUUCCAGUAAGUUUAAAUCUUGAAAUAAGAACUGAAUUACAAGAGAGCCAUGGUUUAAGUGGUGGUUUCUCAACAGCUUCUGGAACAGGAAUUAAGUUUUCUAAUGCAAACCUUUCAAAGGCACAGAAAUUAUUUGAUGAAAAAGAAAAUGUAGCUAUAGGUGAAAAUUUAUCUUCUAAACCUAAAAAUAAUGGAUUUGCAUCAGCAUCGGGAAAACAAUUACCUAUGUCACUGUCUAGUUUGUCUAAAGCAGAGAAAUUAAUGGAGGACAUGAUCAGUGAGAAUAAGGCAAGUGUUUCUAAUGUCAACCCUAUCAAUAGAACUGGAGGAUUCUCAACUGCUGGCGGAAACAGUUUCAAAAUCUCUCCAUCCAGUUUGUCAAAAGCUAAAGCUUUAAUCUUAGACCCAGAAAAUAGUCCAUGUUUAAUAGAAGGGAAUAUGCCUGAACAAUUAAAGCAAACAAAAAAUUACAAUUUUCAUUGUCGUGGAUUUUCUACUGCCUCAGGAAAACAGUUUAAUAUUUCAGAAUCAAGUUUGUCCAAAGCACAGAGUUUAAUGAAGGAGUCUCAGGACCAAGAACAAUCAGAUAUAAGUGAAAAUGAUAAAGUUGCUAUGCCAGGAUUUGCCUCUGCCUCAGGAAAAAGUCUCAAUUUAUCCAAAUCUAGUCUAUUAAAAGCACAAAACUUUAUGGAUGAGAAAGAACUUCAGGUUGUUACUCCUGAAUCAACAUUAAAGGCAAAUACCAAAACAGGGCUAUGUAAUGGCCUUCUGAGUGGAUUUUCUUCUGCAUCUAGGAAAGGUUUAAAUAUUUCUUCAGCCAGCAUUUCUAAAGCUACAUGUUUAAUGAAAGAAAUAAAUGGUGAACAGGAACAUUUAUCAUCUGAUAUAAAAGCAAAGAAGGAAGACUUUGAAGAACUUUUCAGUAAUAUUCUCAAACAAAAUGAAUCAAAUGAUUUGCUUACUGAUACAGCUGCGAACACAAAUUUACUUGUCGAAAGUGAUUUGGAAAAAGAAUUAGAAAAUAUGCUGACAAACAAACAAAAUAAAAAAGAAAGUGUUCAAGUUCAGCCCACAAAAUCAUCAAGGUUUCCACCUGGUUCUAAUGUUCCCAAGGGAUUCAGACCUUUCAAAGCUCCAAAAAUUAUAAGCAAGACAAAAGUUGUCCAAAACAUCAAAUCUGUCCCAAUCAAUAGUACAUCUGAAGUAGAUAGUGCAAAAGAUGUUAUGAUUAAAGUUGACAUGGGUGAGCCUUUGAAACAAAAACCUGAAAGUGAAGACAAUUACGGUGGUCAUACUUCUGAUCUGAUUAAACAGAACAAUAAUAAUAAUAUAGACAGUACUUACUUGGACGAGGUGUUCUCAGAAGAAAUGUUGGCAUCUCAAAAAUUCAGUCCAGAAUCUGGUCGUCCAUUAAAAAAAUGUGGACGUAAAAGGUUGACCUCCUCUAUUACAAGUGAUGAUUUAGAACUGAUUGAAGCUGAAAGAAGUGUUGAGCUAACUAAAUGUACAAAGUUCGAACACCAUCAGACAAAUGAAUCAAAGAAUGUCACAUUUACUUUAGGAACAGGUGGAGACAAUAAAAUAACUAGAAUUGAAAAUUCAGAGUGUGAUUUGGAUAUUGAUUUUAAAGGAGAUAACUCUCAAUUUGCCCUUGAAGAAGUUAUGGAUCCUGGUAAUGAAUUCACACAAGUUUUAGUUGAUAAUGAUGAAGCAUUUCUGAAUUGUGAAGAUUCUGCAAAAGUUUUAAUUCAGGAAAAGAGAAUACAAGCUGAAAAUUUAGUGCAACCUAUGAAAAGUAAUUCAAAUAUUACAACUGAUUCCACUUUAGAUAUUAUUCCACAAAUAACUACAAAAUCAGCUUUUCUAAAUGAAAAGAGUGAAAUGGAUGUUGAUCCUGAUACAACAUUUAAUUUUAAAUAUCAAAAUCCCUUUCAAAGUGCUUCAGGAAAGACUGUGUUUGUGUCGGAGAAAGCAUUACAGCAGGCUAGACAAACAAUGAAUGAGGACACAAAGAAAAUUGAUGGUUUAGGAGACUCCUUUCCUCAUCCAAGAAAAUCCAUGGAAUCAACUAUUUCUAAUCCUUUCCAAAGUGCUUCUGGUAAAUCUGUGUGUGUGUCAGAGAAAGCAUUACAGCAGGCUAGACAAACAAUGAAUGAGGACUCAAAGAACAUUGAAGGUUUAGGAGAAUCUUUUCCUCAUCCAAGAAAGUCCCUGGAAUCAACUAUUUCUAAUCCUUUCCAAAGUGCUUCUGGUAAAACUGUUAGAGUUUCUCAAAAAGCUCUUGUGCAUGCAAGAAAAACUUUAGAUGAUGAAAACAUUGGUUUGUUUCAUAGUGCUUCAGGGAAAAGUGUUGAAGUUUCAGAAUCUGCUCUCCAGCAUGCUAGGAAAACACUUGAUGAUUCUAAUUCAAUUCCAAGUGUGUCAGGAAAAAACAUUUCUGUUUCACCAAAAUCUCUUCAACAUGCCAGACAAACACUUGCUGAUGACAAUUCUAAUCCAUUCCAGAGUGCUUCAGGAAAGAUUGUUCAAAUUUCAGAGGCAGCUCUUAAACAUGCUAGAGGAACAUUUAAUGAAGAAAUUAUUACUCCAGUACUGAAAGACAAUGAUUUGAGGAAAGAAACAUUGAAAGACAUAAGUGACGCUCCUUUUCAGAGUGCAUCAGGGAAAAAUGUACUUGUUUCUAAAAAAGCGCUAUGUCAUGCAAGGAAAACUCUAAAAGAAGAAAUGACCAACCCAUUUCAGAGUGCUUCAGGAAAGAAUUUUGAAAUUUCAGAGAAAGCUUUCCAGCAAGCAAGAAAAACACUAAAUGAAGAAAUGACCAACCCAUUUCAGAGUGCCUCUGGAAAGAAUGUUGAAAUUUCAGAGAAAGCUCUUCAGCAAGCAAGAAAAACACUAAAUGAAGAACUGACCAACCCAUUUCAAAGUGCCUCUGGAAAGAAUGUUGAAAUUUCAGAGAAAGCUCUUCAUCAAGCAAGGAAAACACUAAAUGAAGAAAUGACCAACCCAUUUCAAAGUGCCUCUGGCAAGAAUGUUGAAAUUUCAGAGAAAGCUUUCCAGCAAGCAAGGAAAACACUAAAUGAAGAACUGACCAACCCAUUUCAAAGUGCCUCUGGCAAGAAUGUUGAAAUUUCAGAGAAAGCUCUUCAGCAAGCAAGGAAAACACUAAAUGAUGAAAUGACCAACCCAUUUCAGAGUGCCUCUGGCAAGAAUGUUGAAAUUUCAGAGAAAGCUCUCCAGCAAGCAAGAAAAACAUUAAAAGAAGAAAAUAAUGACCCAUCAGUAAAAGAUGUUACUCAUUCUGAAAAAAAUCUUAAGGGAACUAGGAAUACAUUGAACAAUGAAACAAAUAACCCUUUUCAGAGUGCCUCAGGAAAAGGGGUUUCCAUUUCUGAAGAAUCUCUUCAGCAAGCAAAGAAAACAUUAAAUGAUCAAACUCUAAUUCCAUUUCAAAGUGCUUCUGGGAAUAGUAUGAUUGUAUCAGAACAGUCUCUCAAGCAUGCCAGGAAAACUCUGUGUGAUGAUUCAAUUAAUACACCCAAAUGUGUGUCCGGAAAUAGUGAAAUGAAUUCAGAAAAGGCCAUACAACAAGAAAGGAAAUCAUCUGGACAAAAUCAUUCAGUGCAGUGUGUUCCUGUUUCCAAAAGGGUUUUGCCAUUUUCUGAUGACCAUUAUAACAAGAACAUGUCACCUUCACAUCAAACAAGCAGAUCAUCAGUGGAUAAUACAAAGAGAAAGAGAAGUGAUUUUGAUGAUGAUUUUGAUAUUCCCUUAGAGAUGUUAGAACAGAUGGAGAUGUAUGGUAAAAGACAAAGGACAGAUGUACUAGAUGGGAGAAAAAGACAGUCUUUGUCAGCAGGCCCUGAAGAUUACAGUAAAGAUAGACAAGUUCCUGGGUUUUCACCAAAGCCAUUAAAGAGUCAGUCUGUACAUACUAAUCAGAGGACCAGAAUACAAGAAUACCUGUCUAGUGAUACCAGUAUUGACACUAAUGUACUUCCCAAGUCUACAUUUAAAACACCAUACAAGCCAUCAUCAGGGCCCACAGAAGAUAUAACAACUGUAUACAAUAAUAAAGUUAAAGUAGCAGCUCCAGUUUUUGUAUCCAAGACUGCAAAUAGCCAUGGAAAGAAAAUAAAUGAUCAACAGACAAGAGUACCUUUACAACCAAAGAUGACAAAUAAUGUCAAGGUUGAAAACCAAUCAGGUAUCAGAAAAGAAAUUUCUGGUCAAGGAUUGAAAUCAAAGGGUUUAAAUCAGACUUCUGCAAUGAAUGAAAUCAGCAAAGACACAGUACAGAUGAUAGGGAAAGCCAGAAAACAACAAGAAGAUAAGAUAAAAGAGAGGUCGAAGAGAAAGGUCGUACCAGUAGAAGGAAGGUUAUUUCAGAUGAAGCAGUCACAUAAAAGAUUGAAACUAAAAGAUGUAAUCUCACUUCAUAGCAAUAUUGAUCAGUCUGCCAUGAGGCAUAUACAUCCUUCAACUAGAAAAGUAAGAUGUAGUAAUGCAGCCCUCCAUAAAUUUUACCUUCCUGACUUUUAUGGCAAAAAUGUCCACCAUAUUAUUGUUGGAGAUGGAGCUAUGCUGGUUCCUGAUGAUAAAGGUUAUGCAGGGAAGGAUGAGUUUUACCAAGCUUUUCUGACCAUAGACAAUGUAGACUGUAAGCUGCUGGAGGAGAAAUGGUUCUAUAACCAUUAUAGAUGGGUAGUUUGGAAGUUAGCAGCUUAUGAGGUUACUUCAGCUGUGAUGUUUGCUGGAAGAUGUCUGACACCAGAGGUUGUGAUGUUACAGAUGAAAUAUAGAUAUGAUAGAGAAAUAGAUAAAUGUCAAAGGUCUGCUAUUAUGAAGAUAUGCGAGAAAGAUGAUACACCAUGUAAAAGAAUGGUUCUGUGUGUAUCUAAUAUCACAACGGAUGUUAAAGAACCUAAGAUAUCUCUAACAGAUGGCUGGUACAGUAUUAAAGCUAAGGUUGAUGGUCCCCUGUCUAACCUGAUUAACAAAGGAUGUAUACAGAUUGGACAUAAACUAUGUAUAUCUGGAGCUGAACUGACUGGUUCCCAGGAUGCCUGUCCACCACUUGAGGCACCAGAAGCAUUAAUGUUGAAAAUAAGUACCAAUUCUACAAGACCUGCCUCCUGGGAUUCCAUACUGGGCUUCCAAACUGACCACACCCCUCUCUGUGUACCUUUGACAUCUAUACAAGGAGAAGGUGGAUUAAUUGGUUGUGUUGAUGUCGUGGUUGUGAGGAAAUAUCCUACCAUGUAUAUGGAGAAGUUACAAGCUGGUGGCUGUAUAUUUAGAUCUUAUGCUGCGGAAGAAAAAUAUAAACAAUCAUUUCAACAACUUCAACAGGAGAAAAUGGAAAAGUUGUAUCAACAAUUAGAAAGUCGCUUUGAAAAAGAUAAUAAGGAAGAAAGAUGUAUAAAGAGAAAGAAAUAUUCAUGUAAAGAGAUAGAGCAACUCAGCUCAGGUGAAGACAUAUAUGAGGCAAUAAAUUCUGCUAAACAUCCUGAUGAUAUCCAGACAUAUUUAAGCAGUGAUCAGUUAGAACUGUUGAUGGAACACCAAAGAUGUGUACAAGAAGAAAAAAGACAAAAGAUGAACUCUGAAUUCCAGAAAAUUUGGAAUGAUGGAGACGAGAAGAACCAGCAGAGAAAUGUAAUACCAUUAAUGAAAGUCAGACUUGUUGGAUGUUGUAGGAAAGAUACUGAUAGUCAGAUGUCCUCUUUGUUAUCAAUAUGGAGACCAACUUCUACUCACAAUGAUCUCAAAGAAGGACACAGAUAUAAGGCUUACAGUUUGUCAGCAGCACCUGCACGGUCUGGGUCAGGUGGAGUACAGCUGACAACAACCAAACAAACACAGUUCAAACCAUUAGCAUUAGAUGACAAUAUCUUGGAUAUGAUUUAUGAACCAAGAGAGGUACUAACAAAACAAGACAUUGUCAGGAAGAGACCUGCCUUCAAAGAAGCAGAUAUAGUGGGCAUUGUAAUAAUGGUCAACAAUACAAACUUUGAACACAGUGGGAAACAACAGGACAUUGUGUAUGUAGCAGAUAUCAAUGAUGACUUGAUUGGUAUCAAGUUCUGGGGAGGAGUAAAGCACUGUGGUUUAUCGGACACAUUACAGGAAGGUGUGAUCUGUUGUUGUAGUAACCUGUGUGACAAAUCUAACUAUCCAUCUAUAAGUCUACCUGUAUUGGAUUAUUCUACAGAGUUAUCUGUCCUGUCACAAUCUCCCCAGUACCCAAGUCAGAGGAAACAUAUAGAUAAAUUAAAAGAGAAACUCAAGGAGAAAACUGAGUUUCUGAUACAAGCAAAGGAGAGACUUCAUGACAAGCUUAAUGCAAGAAAUUCUCUGGCUUCUGUAAAUAAAAGUCCUGAGAAAAAUAGCAGUGAAAUUUUACUGGAAAGCAAAACACCAAACAAUCCCAAGACAACUUCCAAGAUGGCUGCCUUGCUGAGUUAUUCAUCACCUUCUCCAAUAUCACCCAUCUUGCUGUCAUCAACAAAAUCAAUUCAUAAAGCUUUCAAACCUCCAAGCUUGACUAGAUAAUAAAUCAUGUUAAAAAAGUCAUUAUAAAAUCCUCUAUUUUAAUUGUGAGAUUUAUUCAUUUUCAUUUUUUUUCAAUUAUUGAUUUGCUGUUUCAAUAAUGUUAAAAUAUACUUGGUUAUUUACUACUUAAAUUCUAAUUCCUUGCCUUUUUAGCUCACCUGGCCCAAAGGGCCAAGUGAGCUUUUCUCAUCACUUGGCGUCCGUCGUCCGUCGUCAUCCGGCGUUAGCUUUUACAAAAAUCUUCUCCUCUGAAACUACUGGGCCAAAUCAAACCAAACUUGGCCACAAUCAUCAUUGGGGUAUCUAGUUUAAAAAAUGUGUGGCAUGACCCGGUCAUUCAACCAAGAUGGCGGCCACGGCUAAAAAUAGAACAUAGGGGUAAAAUGCAGUUUUUGGCUUAUAACUCAAAAACCAAAACAUUUAGAGGAAAUCUGACAUGGGGUAAAAAUGUUUAUCAGGUCAAUAUCUAUCUGCCCUGAAAUUUUCAGAUGAAUUGGACAAUCGGUUGUUGGCUUGCUGCCCUCCAAUUGGUAAUUUUUAAAGAAAUUUUGCCGUUUUUGGUUAUUAUCUUGAAUACUAUUAUAGAUAGAGAUAAACUGUAAACAGCAAUAAUGUUCAGCAAAGUAAGAUCUACAAAUAAGUCAACAUGACCUAAAUGGUCAAUUGACCCCUUAAGGAGUUAUUGCCCUUUAUAGUCAAUUUUUAACAAUUUUCAUUAAUUCGGUAAAUUUAUGUAAAUUUUUACCAAAUAUUUUUCUCUGUUACUAAUGGGCAAGGUUCAUUAUAGAUAUAAUUGUAAGAAGCAAGAACGUUCAGUAAAGUAAGAACUUCAAUCACCAUCACCAAAAUACAAUUUUGUCAUGAAUCCAUUUGUGUCCUUUGUUUAAUAUGCACAUAGACCAAGGUGAGCGACACAGGCUCUUUAGAGCCUCUAGUUUUUUUAUUG
This is a messenger RNA of Mytilus trossulus (common blue mussel), 10869 nucleotides long. RefSeq names its product breast cancer type 2 susceptibility protein homolog. Gene Ontology annotation, cellular component: nucleus. The transcript is spliced from 29 exons. Lineage: Eukaryota; Metazoa; Mollusca; Bivalvia; Mytilida; Mytilidae. Gene Ontology annotation, biological process: regulation of DNA-templated transcription; double-strand break repair via homologous recombination. Bases 192 to 9923 code for a protein of 3243 amino acids. The record is from RefSeq and is a predicted model, not a curated record.